Ceratotherium simum simum (southern white rhinoceros) is the source of this 1488-nucleotide messenger RNA. RefSeq names its product proteolipid protein 1 (gene PLP1). The record is from RefSeq and is a predicted model, not a curated record. NCBI's taxonomy places the organism in Eukaryota, Metazoa, Chordata, Mammalia, Perissodactyla, Rhinocerotidae. Gene Ontology annotation, molecular function: structural constituent of myelin sheath. Gene Ontology annotation, biological process: axon development; central nervous system myelination. Gene Ontology annotation, cellular component: plasma membrane; myelin sheath.
GAGAAGAGGACAAAGAUACUCAGAGAGAAAAAGUAAAGGACUGAAGAAGGAGACUGGAGAGACCAGGAUCCUUCCAGCUGAACCAAGUCAGCCGCAAAGCAGACUAGCCAGCCGGCUACAAUUGGAGUCCGAGUCCCAAAGACAUGGGCUUGUUAGAGUGCUGUGCAAGAUGUCUUGUAGGGGCCCCCUUUGCUUCCCUGGUGGCCACUGGAUUGUGUUUCUUUGGGGUGGCACUGUUCUGUGGCUGUGGACAUGAAGCACUCACUGGCACAGAAAAGCUAAUUGAGACCUAUUUCUCCAAAAACUACCAGGACUAUGAGUAUCUCAUCAAUGUGAUCCAUGCCUUCCAGUAUGUCAUCUAUGGAACUGCCUCUUUCUUCUUCCUUUAUGGGGCCCUCCUGCUGGCUGAGGGCUUCUACACCACCGGCGCAGUCAGGCAGAUCUUUGGCGACUACAAGACCACCAUCUGCGGCAAGGGCCUGAGCGCAACGGUAACAGGGGGCCAGAAGGGGAGGGGUUCCAGAGGCCAACAUCAAGCUCAUUCUUUGGAGCGGGUGUGUCAUUGUUUGGGAAAAUGGCUAGGACAUCCCGACAAGUUUGUGGGCAUCACCUAUGCCCUGACCAUUGUGUGGCUCCUGGUUUUUGCCUGCUCUGCUGUGCCUGUGUACAUUUACUUCAACACGUGGACCACCUGCCAGUCUAUUGCCUUCCCCAGCAAGACCUCUGCCAGUAUAGGCAGUCUCUGUGCUGAUGCCAGAAUGUAUGGUGUUCUCCCAUGGAAUGCUUUCCCUGGCAAGGUGUGUGGCUCCAACCUUCUGUCCAUCUGCAAAACAGCUGAGUUCCAAAUGACCUUCCACCUGUUUAUUGCUGCGUUUGUGGGGGCUGCAGCCACACUGGUUUCCCUGCUCACCUUCAUGAUUGCUGCCACUUACAACUUUGCCGUCCUUAAACUCAUGGGCCGAGGCACCAAGUUCUGAUCUCCUGUAGAAUUUUCCUUUUCUCUAAUAGCGAGGCUCUAACUUACACAGCCUACAACUCUGCGUCUCCUGUGUUAACUCUUUGCCUUUGCCACUGACUGGCCUUCUUCUUACUUGAUGAGUGUAACAAGAAAGGAGAGUCUUGCGGUGAUUAACGUCUCUCUGUGGACUCUCCCCUCUUACAUACCUCUUUUAGUCAUUUUGCUUCACAGCUGGUUCCUGCUAGAAAUGGGAAAUGCUUAAGAUGGUGACUCCUCAACUGCAAGUCACAAAGAAAUGGAGGCUCUAAUUCAAUUUUCAAGCAUCUCCUGAGGACCAGAAAGUGUUUUCUUCUCAAAGGGCUCUUCCACUGGUGGAAACAAAGUGGAGAGAAAAAUGCUCAGGUAGAGAGAAGGGAUGUACCCGGCCCCCUUGCCAUCUAUAGGGUAGGGGCCAAAUAUAUUCUUCUUAGUGUACAAAGCAGAGAACUCACUCCUGUCUCCCUAUUACCACUGAAGAUAGAAGAAAAAAA